Leucoraja erinaceus (little skate) is the source of this 797-nucleotide messenger RNA. RefSeq names its product transmembrane protein 150A-like. The record is from RefSeq and is a predicted model, not a curated record. Gene Ontology annotation, biological process: protein localization to plasma membrane. The transcript has 5 exons. The coding region runs from base 382 to 783 and encodes 133 amino acids. Lineage: Eukaryota; Metazoa; Chordata; Chondrichthyes; Rajiformes; Rajidae.
AUAUCUUGGUGGGGGGGCGCCAAAUAAAUUCUUGUUGAGUCCUGGUGCGUAUCAGACCCCGGGGUCUGCGGGGAAAGAGCCACCCGUGGACAAGGAGCAAGGGAGAGGCGAGAGGGGGAGCUCGGAGCGCCAACUGAUACAACUUGCCGCUGUUGCUCUCAGUCUCCGGGUGUGUGAACUCGCUCUCAGAGAGUGAUUCAUCGAGCCGGAGCUGAAUACGGUUCGCGGUUCCGGCAGCGCCCCGGUGGAGACAGAGAGAGAGAGUUCCCACCUCGGAUUCUUGUCCUUACUGUUUCCUUCUUGAUGGUUCGCCCCGAUGGUGUGAGCGACUGGAGCCCGCUGCUGCUGGACGCGGUUUGAUCUGAAGGCUCUGGAGUCACCAUGAGCGGCUGGCUGUUCCUGCCUCUGCUGAACAGCAUUUUAUCCAUCGCAGGAACGUGGACAGUCUAUGGUCUUGCCCGGGCUAAUGGCCAUGUGUGUCCCUUGAGCAACUGGGUGUACAAUCGUACUUGUUCUGUUCAAGUCUUGGUGAAAUGUUGUGCAAUUGAAAACAUGCCAUUCGUAAGCACCAGUGGCAUGAACCUCCCUGAAAACUCCCUCUACAGCGCCGUGCUCAAUUCAGUGUCUGUUUUAUUCGCUGCCGUGUGUAUUUUUCGACAUGCUCAGAUAUUGGAUCGGAAAGUGGAUGAUGCUACGUUGAGUAAGGGUGCCAUGAUUGUUGGCUUCUUUGGUUCUGCGGGAGGCUUCAUUGCUGGAAACUGUAACGUAAGUGCUUGUGAAUAAGACGAGAUAGAAUG